Molecule: messenger RNA, 963 nt
Organism: Parascedosporium putredinis
Lineage: Eukaryota; Fungi; Ascomycota; Sordariomycetes; Microascales; Microascaceae
Source: the annotation of a GenBank genome assembly
AUGGCGGCUACUCUAAGGUCCUUUGCGGUGCUCUUCGCACUCAUGGCUGUCCGUGUCAUGGCUGACUGCGUCAGCUACGGCAUUGACUAUGCCAACGGUGGUCAAUACUACAUCGACGCCAGCUCCGUUCAGUACUUCAGCUUCGUCUCUGUUUUCCAGGGCUGCACGUCGGAGGCGGUUAACCCCGUCCUCCAAGACCCCAACGGAAACAACUACUCUUGCUCAACCAUCACCACUCAGCCCGAGGGCCAGCAGUUGACUUCCACCUGCGGCAUCCCUUACUCCUCCAUGAGCUCCGGUGUCUGGAAGAUCAUCAUCUCUGGCGAGCAGGUCAAUGUUCAGCGAACCAUCACCCUCACUGUUGGCCUUCCCGAGACCGAGACCGUUACUGCCACUCCCACCAUUGUGCUCGGCAUUACCAGCACUCCCAAGGCUGUCACUGUCAAGACCACUAGCGUUACCCAGACCGUCACCAACCGAAACCAGGGAACCGUCGUCGUCGAGGAGACCAUCACCCGCACCCAGACCGACGGACAGAUUACCAGCCGCUACCAGACUACCGAGACCACUCUCGCUAGCUGCCACUACCCCACCAAGAAGCGAAGUCUCAAGGAGCGCGAGGAGGCCGCCGUCGCUGCACAGACUGUCACCUACACCCAGACCACCUACACUGUCACUCAGACCGUUGUCACCACUGUUCCUCCCCAGACGACUACCGAGCUUGCGCUCGUCACCAGCACCACCACCAGCCAACCUCCUCCUUCCACCGUCUGCAACGGUGGCGGCCAGCAGGUUACCGUCACCGUCAACCCCGGUGGCCCUGGCGUCACCCAGACCAACCUUGUCUACACGACCGUCCAUGCUUCCGGCACUGUCUGGGUUGGCGAGACUGCCUACACCACUAUCAGCAACGCUGCCAGCGCCACUGCCUGCUGGAGGGCUGGUGGCUGGUACGGCGCUUAA